AUGGGUGGGGUGCGGCCGGUUUCCAUAUACUGCUGCGCCAAGUUCACAGUAGCGACAGUCCUGACUCUGUCAUGUCUCCUUGGCUUUAUAUUCCGCGCUUCGCAUGACUCUUCCGAGAGCUCCCGACCUCCGUCGUUUUUGCAGAUGACAUCCUCGAGGACACGUACUUGGGGCAAAGCUCAGCUGCGAAAGGCGAGCGCUUGCCCGGCAGAGCUGCAGAGCAGACAUCCUGAUUGCCGAGUAGUCAACGUGCGAGAGACACUCCACUUGGGCAAGUCCAUCAGGCCCAGGGAACACACGGCGAUGGUUUGGAGUGCACUACACCCAGCCUUGUCGUCAGAAAGGGACAGCAUCAUUGGGUUUAAGCCUGCAAUGCUGGACGUGGAGUCCCGCUGCCCUGGUGAAUCCAAGCAGGUCAGCUUGGUGCACCACAUCAACAUCUAUGCUUACGAUGCCCCGACUCCAUUGUCAGCCGGGCGAGCUUAUGUUGUGGAUGGCGAGGUUCCGGAAACGCCUGUUGGGAUAGACGAGAAGUCCAUGCGCAUGCUGGCAUCUCAUGACAAAGAAGCUGGAGACUACUUUUUGCCAGACGGCUAUGGCAUCCCCGUCGGGAAACACGCGCUGAUGGAGCGACAUUUCCUUUUCCCCAAAUGCUGGGACUACGACGACGACAUUGUUGAAUCCAGUGGCAUGGAUCUGUAUGUGACUUCUUCGCAUUCCCUGAAGCCGGCCGCUUUGGUAGGAGCACUCAAUUUCAACAUGAACGUCCAACCACAGCAAGGGCCUGUGGAGUGGAUCACCCGUGUGUCUGCAGAGACAUUGCGGAGUCUUAUCUCCGACAACGAGGAAUGGCCUGAGAUUUUGGCCGUGCACCUGCACACGCACGAUGUCGCAAGAAGGAAAUUUUUCGAGAUCCUGAAUGAGGAUGGUUCUUUGGCCUUCCGGUCGACAAAUGAAAAGGCGGGCUAUGGCCUGCAGGAACAAUCCUUUUUCAACUUGCCGGAGAAGGGCUGGCCGCGUUUACAGAUACAUGCUGGGCAACAGUUGCUCCAGCACUGCUUGUUCGACUCCGAUCACCUAAAGGAGCCCGUGGUGUACGGGCUUGGUUGGGGACAAGAGAUGUGCGCUCCUUUGCUCGUCAUUGGUGGUGUGCGAGACCUGGCUGAAUCGAUGACAGGGGCUGCCCCUUUAUCCCACUACAGUCACUACAGUAUAUAG
Messenger RNA from Symbiodinium natans, 1218 nucleotides. NCBI's taxonomy places the organism in Eukaryota, Dinophyceae, Suessiales, Symbiodiniaceae. The record is from the annotation of a GenBank genome assembly.